This is a messenger RNA of Candidula unifasciata, 2079 nucleotides long. The record is from the annotation of a GenBank genome assembly. Lineage: Eukaryota; Metazoa; Mollusca; Gastropoda; Stylommatophora; Geomitridae.
AUGGAGACUACAAGUGACGGAAAGAUCAAGAUGCCUCGGGUGGCAAAGGUGAAGAACAAAAUGGCAGCUCCUGUCCAGAUAACGGCAGAACAGCUGUUGAGAGAGGCCAAAGAAAGAGAGCUGGAGCUUGUACCACCUCCACCCAAGCAGAAAAUAUCUGAUCCAGAAGAGCUUGCAGAUUAUCGUAUGAGGAAACGAAAGAUGUUUGAAGACAACAUAAGAAAGAGCCGUUCGGUAAUGGCAAACUGGAUCAAGUAUGCUCAGUGGGAAGAGAGUCAAAAGGAGCUGCAAAGAGCCAGGUCAAUCUGGGAGCGAGCCUUGGAUGUUGAUCACAGGAACAUUACAGUUUGGCUGAAAUAUGCUGAAAUGGAGAUGAGGUGCCGACAGAUCAACCAUGCCCGCAACAUCUGGGAUAGAGCUGUCUUGGUCCUACCAAGAGCCAACCAGUUUUGGUACAAAUAUACUUAUAUGGAAGAGAUGCUGGGAAAUAUAGCAGGUGCGCGGCAAGCAUUUGAGCGAUGGAUGGAGUGGGAGCCAGAGGAGCAGGCUUGGCAUUCAUAUAUUAAUUUUGAACUCCGUUACAAAGAGCUGGACCGGGCAAGGACGGUGUAUGAGAGAUAUAUCCUUUGUUUAGCAGUAAUAUGGCUUUUUUUCUUAACCUGUGUACUUGUCCUGGUUCACCCUGAAGUCAAAAACUGGAUUAAGUAUGCCAAGUUUGAGGAAAAGAAUAGCUAUAUCAACAGUGCUCGCUUCAUUUAUGAAAGAGCUGUAGAGUUUUUUGGAGAAGACAACAUUAGUGAAUACCUGUUGAUUGCUUUUGCAAAGUUUGAGGAAGGUCAGAGAGAGCAUGACCGAGCCAGGGUCAUCUACAAAUAUGCACUGGACCACCUACCCAAGGAGCGCUGUGAAGAAAUCUACAAGCACUAUACGAUUCAUGAGAAAAAGUUUGGGAGUCGGGCAGCAAUUGAGGAUGUUAUUGUCAGCAAAAGGAGGUUUAAGUAUGAAGAGGAAAUUAAGGCCAACCCAAUGAACUAUGAUGCCUGGUUUGAUUACCUACGCUUACUGGAAUCUGACGGAAAUGUUGAACAAGUCAGAGAAGCAUAUGAGAGAGCUAUAGCAAAUGUGCCACCAUCACAGGUCAAAAGGCACUGGCGGAGAUACAUUUAUCUGUGGAUCAAUUAUGCUCUCUUUGAGGAGCUAGAAGCACAAGACUUUGAAAGGACAAGAGAUGUUUACAAGGCUUGUCUGGAUGUAAUACCGCUGAAGAAAUUUACAUUUGCCAAAAUCUGGCUUAUGUUGGCUCAGUUUGAAAUCAGGCAGAAAAACUUGAAUGGUGCAAGGAAAGUUCUGGGUACAGCAAUUGGCCGGUGUCCAAAGAGCAAAAUCUUUAGGGGAUAUAUUGACUUGGAGCUUCAGUUGAGAGAGUUUGAUCGUUGUCGCAUGCUGUACCAGAAGUUUUUAGAGUUCAGCCCGGAAAAUUGCACGACAUGGAUGAAGUAUGCUGAGCUGGAGACUAUCCUUGGGGACGUAGAGAGAGCCCGAUCUAUCCUGGAGCUGGCCAUCAAUCAGCCCCGCCUGGACAUGCCCGAAGUCUUGUGGAAAUCUUACAUUGACUUUGAGGUGGACCAGGAGGAGUAUGAGAAUGCUCGGAAACUGUACAAGCGGUUGCUGCAGCGGACACAACAUGUGAAGGUGUGGAUCAGUUAUGCCAAGUUUGAAUUAUCACUCCCUGAAGAUGGUGCCCUGGCCAGAUCUAGAGCCGUAUAUAGAGAGGCCAAUCGGGCACUGAAAAACUCACCAGAUAAAGAGGAACGUUUGUUAUUACUGGAGGCAUGGCAGUCUCUGGAGGAGGAGGCGGGAGAUGAGCAGUCAAGGCAGGAAGUGGAGAAGCUGAUGCCACAGAAAGUCAAGAAAAGAAAGAAGAUUCAAACAGAGGAUGGGCUGGAUGCCGGCUGGGAGGAGUACUUUGACUACAUCUUCCCAGACGAGGAGCUGGCCAAGCCCAACCUCAAACUGUUGGCCCUGGCUAAAAAGUGGAAGGAAACCAAGGAAACAACGGAAGAGAACUCUGAAAGCUGA